AUGGCGUUUCAGACAGGGAAUCGGACAAUCUGGUGUCGGGCAUUUUCUUUGUCCUUGGAAGGGGAAGCCCUAGAAUGGUUUAACUCCCUGCCUCAAAAUUCUAUAGAAAGUUUCGACGGCCUAAAGGCCAUGUUUGGACGGCAGUUCGCCAACUACCGCUCCCAAGACUUGACCAUCUUUCAACUGUCUAGCCUCAGACAGGGGAAAGAAGAAACAUUAAAAGCGUUCAUGGACCUUUACCAAAAAAAGGUUUGGCGGGUGAAGGGUCUCAACUCCGAGUUGGCCCGUCAAUAUGUCUUACCGACACUUAAACCCGGGUCGUCCAAAGAGAGCGUCUGUCGGCACGCGCCGAAGACCUUGGAAGAGUUGCGUGAACGAGCAGUAGAUGAAAUAAGGGUGGAGGAGAUGAAGAAGUCUUACCGGAAUAAGGCCCAGGAGGCAAAGGAAAAAUCGGAGGGCAAAAGCCACGAAGGGCCGUCGGGGGCUUCAGACCGAAGGAUCCCCUCAGGGGCUCGCGUUUCUAGCAAUACACCCCGUUAA
Molecule: messenger RNA, 540 nt
Organism: Vigna angularis (adzuki bean)
Lineage: Eukaryota; Viridiplantae; Streptophyta; Magnoliopsida; Fabales; Fabaceae
Exons: 1
Coding region: 1-540 (179 amino acids)
Source: RefSeq, a predicted model, not a curated record